Molecule: messenger RNA, 834 nt
Organism: Rotaria socialis
Lineage: Eukaryota; Metazoa; Rotifera; Eurotatoria; Philodinida; Philodinidae
Source: the annotation of a GenBank genome assembly
AUGGCGACUUAUCAUAAUUGCCAUAAAGAUAUUCUAUCACAAUGGUUACGUCGAUCAUCAUCAAAUAUUAAAGUUCGUUUACAUUUAACAUCGAAUACUGAUCAAUCGUAUAAGAAUUUUCAUAUGGAUCCAAAACUCCAUCAUUUUAUCAAUCAUAUUUAUAAUCAGUUCUUGAAUUUAAAUCCUCAAAUCCUCAAAUCAUCUAUCGGUUGGAAAAAAUCGAUGAAUAAGAAAAAUCGAACAAACAAUUCACUAGAAACAAUUCGUCAGACAAGUCCUAUCAUCUCUACAAGAAUAGUGAAUACUUCAAGAAAGCCUAGGAAUAGUAAUCAUACACGAAUACGACGUAAUCUUUUACAUGAGAAUACCUUAAACGAUGAAGACGACGUACAUGCAUAUGGUACUGAUGAUCAAAGCUACUUUAGAAAUCAACAAGAAAAUAUUGCUGAAGAAAAACGAGGCUUCGAUGGAGAAUACUACGCACCAAUUGAAACCAAAUUUAAAAUGAGAGACCAUAAUGAAUUAUACGAAGACAAUACAAAUCAUAUCCAUAAUGCUCGUGGUGAUGAAGAAGAACGCUAUGCAGACAAAAGAUAUAUGCAGAAUGAUGAAAAUUUGGUAAAUCCAGAUCGAUUAUUAAAUAAUGAUAAUCUUAAUUUAAAUGCUGAUAAUUAUCGUCAAUACUUUAAAAAUAGUUACAAUGGAAAAAAAAUUUCUGAAAACAACUUCAAUAAUGAUAAUUAUAUGUUAGAUAAAGAACGAGAUGCAAAUGAAAGGAAAUUUCUCGACAAUGAUUAUUUAGAUAAACAAGAUCAACUUGAAAAUGAAGACUAA